GGAGGAAGGGAAAGAGCCGAAAGGAUACGAAAUGCCUGUACCCGUCCAGGUCACAUGCCACGUGACCGUAUUGCAAAAGUGAUCCUCUGCUGGCAGCACACGAGCCAAAUCAGGAAGUCGAUAAUGGAAGAGUAUUUUAAUCUUCAAGAAAAUCCAUAUUCAGAACACUAGCUGUAGGUAGUAGUACUAAAAACAAUUCAGGGAUUCUAAAAAUAAUUCAGGGACUCAGGAGCCAGGGUUUGGGGCGAUUCUGAGAAAAUACACGGUAACUUGCUUUGGAAUUUCACAUUGCAUGCUAGUCUAUUUUUUCGGCUCAAAGCGCGUAUUUUUCCGGUUAAAUUUGGCAGAUCUGCUGCAGAAAGUCCGAAGAGAUUUUGGAGAAAUAUUAUGUGCCAUACUUGCCAAAACUUGCUAUUACGUUUGACACUAUAAAUCUAGGCUAUGGGAGGCAAGAGCUCAAAAAUCUUUCGUCAGAGGAGUCAAUCUUGGGGUGCUCGGUCAUAUGAAUCUCCUCAAACUUGGAAUUCUUCAUCUUAUGGCCAGCAAAGUCAUCCAUCGGACACACGUGUAGAAUCAGAGGCUAAUAAGCACAAGUUACAAAGGAGAUACUCUCGAAUAGCUGACAAUUAUGAUUCACUUGAUAAGGUGACUGAGGCUCUUGCACAAGCUGGCCUUGAGUCUUCCAACUUGAUUGUGGGUAUUGAUUUCACAAAAAGCAACGAGUGGACAGGUACAAAGUCUUUUAAUCGGCGAAGUUUACAUCAUCUUGGAGAUAGUCCAAAUCCUUACGAACAAGCAAUUUCAAUUAUUGGACGGACCUUGUCUGCUUUUGACGAGGACAACUUAAUCCCGUGUUUUGGUUUUGGGGAUGCUUCAACUCAUGAUCAACAGGUAUUCAGUUUCUAUCCAGAUGAUAUGCUAUGCAAUGGAUUUGAAGAAGCACUAAGAAGAUAUAGGGAAAUAGUUCCCCAACUGCGACUUGCUGGGCCAACAUCUUUUGCACCAAUCAUUGAAGCAGCAAUCCGUAUUGUUGAGCAAAGUGGGGGGCAGUAUCACGUUCUUUUGAUAAUUGCAGAUGGGCAGGUUACAAGAAGUGUUGACACUGAAAAUAGUAACCUGAGUCCACAAGAACAGAAUACAGUCAAUGCAAUAGUGCAAGCAAGUGAAUAUCCACUCUCAAUUGUCUUGGUUGGAGUUGGUGAUGGACCUUGGGACAUGAUGCAAAAAUUUGACGAUAACAUACCAGCUCGAUCUUUUGAUAACUUCCAGUUUGUGAACUUUACAGCAAUCAUGUCAAAGAACAUUCCCGUUUCUAGGAAGGAGACUGAAUUUGCACUUGCAGCAUUGAUGGAAAUACCAUCUCAGUACAAGGCCACACUAGAUCUUCAAAUACUGGGUCGUCGUAGGGGGAAGAUGCCUAACAGUCUAUCUCUUCCACCACCUAUUGGCAAUGCUAAUACUUCUACCACACAGCGAUAUGCACGUUCAGAGAGUUUCCAAACCAGUAGUCCACCAGAUUAUGGGUAUAAUUCAUAUGGAGGAUCUGCUCCACCAACUGCUAAGGACACCUGGGAUGCUCAAAUGUGUCCAAUCUGCCUAACGAAUCCUAAAAAUCUUGCUUUUGGAUGUGGUCAUCAGACAUGUGCCGACUGUGGACAAAACUUGGAUAUAUGUCCUAUAUGUCGAACUGAAAUCAGCACCAGAAUAAAACUCUAUUAAAGUUCAAUGCAAUUCUGGGAGAAGGAAAACACGUAUUAUGACUUGUACCCCUGGAUUUAAUCUGUUUGGUGUCGAGUGGCGUGAAGGCGUGAAUUUGUGCUUUUAUUGCAUGGCUUCAAUAUUUCUGGAGGUGUGAGAAACGAAGUAAAUGUACAUUUCUUUUGUAUGGUGUAUUUAAUGUGUAUGCAACUUGGAAUUGAAAUUGCAGUUGCUGGAUUGAGUAAUUCGACUGUAGAUAAUACAUCACUCCCAUCUCGAAACAUUAUUCAUUUAUUCUAUUUUAUCUUCUUAUAUCACAAAUUGAAUUUUAAAUAUUGCAAAAUA
Messenger RNA from Cryptomeria japonica (Japanese cedar), 2043 nucleotides. RefSeq names its product E3 ubiquitin-protein ligase RGLG2. NCBI's taxonomy places the organism in Eukaryota, Viridiplantae, Streptophyta, Pinopsida, Cupressales, Cupressaceae. The record is from RefSeq and is a predicted model, not a curated record. The coding region runs from base 442 to 1719 and encodes 425 amino acids. The transcript has 12 exons.